This is a messenger RNA of Adineta ricciae, 657 nucleotides long. The record is from the annotation of a GenBank genome assembly. Lineage: Eukaryota; Metazoa; Rotifera; Eurotatoria; Adinetida; Adinetidae.
AUGGAAACUUCUAGAACUUUCUCGGAUGUUCAAGAAAAUUUGAGAAAAAAACGCAAAAAAUUUCUUGCCAACCUAAUAAAUACAAAUGAAAAAGCUAUCAACACGUCGCAUACAGAUACAACCAACUCGACAUCAGUCGAUGCUCCAAAUAAUCUAGCCAUUGCUUUUCUGCUUGAAAUUUUAUCAACCAAACGUCCUAAUACCAUGUUAUUCCAAAAAGACAUGCGUGGUGCUUCUGUAGCUGCAGGCGAAAUCGAAACGGGCAAACUUCCUUUUUUCUAUAUCCAAUAUCUUUUGGUUCACGAGAAAUACCGAGGUUCAGAUGUUGGUCUGAAUAUAGUCUACUUCGUUCUUGACAGCGCUGCCAACUGCUUUCCACCGCAGUACGAUAAACUUAUUUGUGAAGUAGAGGCUAAACAAUCAGCACUUGAUUUUUGGAAAAAGGCAGGUUUCAAGGAACUUCCAGGUCGUCCGGAUGACCCUGAUGACGUUGUAUUAGGCAAAACACCAAAAAGGAUGAAAUGUGUUAGCACUUCGAUUGAAAAUGCGCUUGUCUUGGAGUAUGAUUCAAUCGAACCAGUACUCGGCGCUCUUGUAGAAUGUUUUGGUCACCAACAUAUGAACGAUUUGGAAAAGGGAGAAAAAGAAGGCGAAUAA